Trichomycterus rosablanca is the source of this 507-nucleotide messenger RNA. RefSeq names its product FXYD domain containing ion transport regulator 6 (gene fxyd6). The transcript has 8 exons. The coding region runs from base 1 to 363 and encodes 120 amino acids. Gene Ontology annotation, cellular component: membrane. Gene Ontology annotation, molecular function: sodium channel regulator activity. The record is from RefSeq and is a predicted model, not a curated record. Gene Ontology annotation, biological process: regulation of sodium ion transmembrane transporter activity. NCBI's taxonomy places the organism in Eukaryota, Metazoa, Chordata, Actinopteri, Siluriformes, Trichomycteridae.
AUGGUAGCUACAUCUAAUGCCAACGCAAAAGAUGGAAAAGAAGAAAAUACUGAUCCAUUUAAGUAUGACUAUGAGACUUUAAGGAUCGGUGGUUUGUCAUUUGCUGUGGUAUUCUUUGCUCUGGGUGUCCUCCUCAUUCUCAGUCGGAGAUGCCGCUGCAGUAUUAAUCAGAAGCCAAGGGCUCCAGGGAAUGAGGAGGCCCAAGAAGAGAAUCUGAUGGUGUCCAAGGACUAUAAAACUCUGAGUAUUGCAGGCUUAUCCGUUGCUGCAGUCCUAGUGGUCCUUUCCAUUCUGCUUCUUGUUGGUAAUCGCAUUAAAAGAUGCGGGAAGUCAAAGCAUAAAUCAGUCAGAGGUGAAAGCUAGACAUGAGACGAGAUCUCUAUCGAACAACAAGUAAAAGAAAACAUGGGAAUUAAUUAGGGACAAUUAUUUGUUUUAAUUGUUAAAUGUAAUAAAAUAAUAUUGAACUGUAAUGUAAUAAUUGAUCACACCUGUAAAAAUUGUAAU